Molecule: messenger RNA, 4443 nt
Organism: Trichosurus vulpecula (common brushtail)
Lineage: Eukaryota; Metazoa; Chordata; Mammalia; Diprotodontia; Phalangeridae
Gene: PTCH1
Product: patched 1
Exons: 24
Coding region: 16-4362 (1448 amino acids)
Biological process (GO): smoothened signaling pathway
Cellular component (GO): plasma membrane
Molecular function (GO): hedgehog receptor activity; smoothened binding; hedgehog family protein binding
Source: RefSeq, a predicted model, not a curated record
GGCGGCGGCGGCAACAUGGCCUCAGCUGUUAACAUUGCGGAGCCUGAGAGCGGCGGCGGCGGCGGCGGCGGAGGAGGCUGCAGCAGAGACCCCGGUCUGCCUGGGGGGAACGGCAGCAGGAGGCGGAGAAGGACCGGGGGGAGCCGACGUGCCGGGGCACCAGACCUGGAGUAUCUGCAGCGGCCGAGCUACUGCGAUGCGGCUUUCGCGUUGGAGCAGAUUGCUAAGGGGAAGGCUACCGGCAGGAAAGCGCCGCUGUGGCUGAGAGCGAAGUUUCAGAGACUAUUAUUUAAACUGGGUUGUUACAUUCAAAAAAACUGCGGCAAGUUUUUGGUUGUGGGCCUCCUUAUAUUUGGGGCUUUCGCUGUAGGAUUAAAGGCAGCUAAUCUUGAAACCAACGUGGAAGAGCUUUGGGUAGAAGUUGGUGGACGAGUAAGCCGGGAGUUAAAUUACACACGUCAGAAGAUUGGAGAAGAGGCUAUGUUUAAUCCUCAGCUCAUGAUCCAGACACCACGAGAAGAUGGUGCCAAUGUCCUUACAGUAGAGGCACUCAAACAGCACCUUGACUCUGCAUUACAGGCCAGCAGGGUACAUGUAUAUAUGUAUAACAGACAGUGGAAAUUGGAACACUUAUGUUACAAAUCAGGAGAACUUAUCACAGAAACAGGUUAUAUGGAUCAGAUAAUAGAAUACCUUUAUCCUUGCUUAAUCAUCACACCUUUGGACUGCUUCUGGGAAGGGGCAAAGUUACAAUCAGGGACAGCAUAUCUAUUAGGUAAACCUCCUUUGCAGUGGACAAACUUUGACCCCUUGGAAUUCCUAGAAGAGUUAAAGAAAAUAAACUAUCAAGUGGACAGCUGGGAGGAAAUGCUGAAUAAAGCAGAGGUUGGUCAUGGUUAUAUGGAUCGACCCUGCCUCAAUCCUGCUGAUCCUGACUGCCCAGUCACAGCCCCUAACAAAAACUCAACCAGACCUCUUGAUGUGGCCCUUGUUUUGAAUGGUGGAUGUCAUGGAUUAUCCAGAAAGUACAUGCACUGGCAGGAGGAGUUGAUUGUGGGUGGUACGGUCAAGAACAGCACUGGGAAACUCGUCAGUGCUCAGGCUUUGCAGACUAUGUUUCAACUAAUGACUCCCAAGCAAAUGUAUGAACACUUCAAGGGCUAUGAAUAUGUUUCACAUAUAAACUGGAAUGAAGACAAGGCAGCAGCAAUUCUGGAGGCCUGGCAGAGAAUGUAUGUUGAGGUGGUUCAUCAGAGUGUUGCACAAAACUCUACGCAGAAGGUGCUUUCUUUUACUACGACUACUCUGGAUGACAUCCUGAAAUCCUUCUCAGACGUCAGUGUUAUCCGAGUUGCUAGUGGCUACUUAUUAAUGCUCGCCUAUGCCUGUUUGACUAUGCUCCGGUGGGACUGUGCCAAAUCCCAGGGUGCUGUGGGACUGGCUGGAGUCUUGUUGGUUGCACUGUCAGUAGCUGCGGGAUUGGGCCUGUGCUCAUUGAUUGGAAUUUCCUUUAAUGCUGCAACAACUCAGGUUUUGCCUUUUCUUGCUCUUGGAGUCGGUGUGGAUGAUGUUUUCCUUUUGGCACACGCAUUCAGCGAAACAGGGCAAAAUAAGAGAAUCCCUUUUGAGGACAGGACAGGGGAAUGUUUGAAGCGAACUGGAGCCAGUGUGGCCCUCACCUCGAUCAGUAAUGUCACAGCCUUUUUUAUGGCAGCUUUAAUUCCUAUUCCUGCUCUUCGGGCAUUUUCACUCCAGGCUGCUAUAGUUGUGGUAUUUAAUUUUGCCAUGGUUCUGCUCAUUUUCCCUGCUAUUCUAAGUAUGGACCUGUAUAGACGAGAAGACAGGAGGUUGGAUAUCUUCUGCUGUUUUACAAGUCCUUGUGUCAGCAGAGUGAUUCAGGUUGAACCUCAGGCCUACACAGAUACCCAUGACAACACCCGUUACAGCCCUCCCCCUCCGUACAGCAGUCACAGCUUUGCCCAUGAAACUCAAAUCACCAUGCAGUCCACGGUUCAGUUGCGCACUGAAUAUGACCCUCACACCCAGGUGUAUUAUACCACCGCAGAACCUCGCUCUGAGAUCUCUGUCCAGCCUGUCACCAUGACCCAGGAUAACCUCAGCUGCCAUAGUCCAGAAAGUACAAGCUCAACAAGAGAUUUGCUGUCUCAGUUCUCAGACUCAAAUCUUCAUUGCCUGGAGCCACCUUGUACUAAGUGGACCCUAUCAUCUUUUGCUGAGAAGCAUUAUGCGCCAUUCCUCUUGAAACCAAAAGCCAAGGUUGUGGUUAUCUUCCUUUUUCUGGGUUUGUUAGGGGUCAGCCUUUAUGGAACCACCCGAGUGAGAGAUGGGCUGGAUCUGACUGACAUUGUGCCACGAGAAACCCGAGAGUAUGACUUUAUCGCAGCUCAGUUCAAAUAUUUCUCUUUCUACAACAUGUACAUAGUCACACAGAAAGCAGACUACCCACAUAUCCAGCACUUACUUUAUGAUCUUCACAAAAGUUUCAGCAGUGUGAAGUAUGUCAUGUUGGAAGAAAACAAACAGCUCCCUAAAAUGUGGUUACACUACUUUCGAGAUUGGCUACAAGGACUACAGGAUGCAUUUGACAGUGAUUGGGAAAGUGGCAAGAUCAUGCAGAAUAAUUAUAAAAAUGGUUCAGAUGAUGGGGUGCUGGCGUACAAACUCCUGGUGCAAACUGGCAGCCGAGAUAAGCCCAUUGACAUCAGCCAGUUGACCAAACAGCGUCUGGUGGAUGCAGAUGGCAUCAUUAACCCAAAUGCUUUCUAUAUCUACCUGACGGCUUGGGUCAGUAAUGACCCGGUUGCAUAUGCUGCCUCUCAGGCCAACAUUCGACCUCACCGUCCUGAAUGGGUCCAUGACAAAGCAGACUACAUGCCAGACACCAGGCUGAGAAUCCCCCCAGCAGAGCCUAUCGAAUAUGCUCAGUUUCCUUUCUACCUCAAUGGGUUACGUGACACUUCAGACUUUGUAGAAGCUAUUGAGAAAGUGAGAACAAUUUGCAAUAAUUACACGAGCCUGGGAGUCUCCAGCUACCCAAAUGGAUACCCAUUUCUUUUCUGGGAGCAGUACAUCGGCCUUCGGCACUGGCUUCUCUUGUCCAUUAGUGUGGUCUUGGCCUGCACGUUUCUGGUGUGCGCAGUCUUCCUUCUGAACCCCUGGACGGCAGGGAUCAUUGUGAUGGUCCUGGCGCUAAUGACAGUGGAGCUUUUUGGCAUGAUGGGCCUGAUUGGAAUCAAGCUGAGUGCUGUCCCCGUGGUUAUCUUGAUUGCCUCUGUCGGCAUCGGGGUGGAAUUUACUGUCCAUGUUGCCUUGGCCUUCCUGACUGCCAUUGGAGAUAAGAAUCGAAGGGCUGUGCUUGCGUUGGAACAUAUGUUUGCCCCAGUUCUAGAUGGGGCAGUGUCCACUCUGCUAGGGGUGCUGAUGCUCGCAGGAUCUGAGUUUGAUUUCAUUGUCAGGUAUUUCUUUGCAGUUCUGGCAAUCUUAACAAUCCUGGGUGUUCUGAAUGGAUUGGUAUUACUUCCGGUACUUUUGUCAUUCUUUGGACCCUAUCCUGAGGUUACUCCAGCUAAUGGGUUAAAUCGACUACCCACUCCCUCCCCUGAGCCACCCCCUAGCAUUGUCAGGUUUGCAGUGCCCCCAAGACACACAAACAAUGGAUCUGAUUCCUCUGACUCAGAGUACAGUUCUCAGACAACAGUGUCCGGCAUCAGUGAAGAGCUUUAUCAGUACGAGACUCAGCAAAGUUCAUGUGCCCCAGCUCACCAAGUAAUAGUGGAAGCCACAGAAAACCCUGUCUUUGCCAGAUCCACUGUGGUUCAGGCAGAGCCAAGACGUCAUCAUCCGUCAAGCCCAAGACAACAACAGCUCCACUUGGAUGCUGGACCCCAUCAACCUGGGCACCAGGGCCAGCAGCCACAGCGGGACUCCAGGGAAGGACUGCGACCACCCCCUUACAGGCCGCGAAGGAACGCUUUUGAAAUUUCUACUGAAGGGCAUUCUGGACCUAGCAAUAGAGACCGAAUGGGCCACCGAGGAGCCCGUUUUCAUAAUCCUCGGAACCCAGCAUUCACUGCCAUGGGCACUUCUGUGCCAGGAUAUUGCCAACCUAUCACUACUGUGACCGCUUCCGCUUCAGUGACAGUGGCCGUGCACCCUCCCCCUGUGCAUGGCCGGAACCCUUGGGGAGGAAGCUGCCCAUCCCAUGAAACUGACCAUGGGGUGUUUGAGGACCCCCAUGUGCCUUUUAAUGUAAGAUGUGAGAGGAGAAACUCUAAAAUAGAAGUCAUAGAGCUGCAAGAUGUUGAGUGUGAAGAGAGGGCAAGGGGAGACAGCUCCAACUAAGGAUAAGAAAAGCUGAAGCAAAGAGGCCAAAGAUGGGGAACCCCCCUCUUUCCAGAACUGCUUGAAGAGAACUGCUUGGAG